Molecule: messenger RNA, 2372 nt
Organism: Caenorhabditis auriculariae
Lineage: Eukaryota; Metazoa; Nematoda; Chromadorea; Rhabditida; Rhabditidae
Source: the annotation of a GenBank genome assembly
AUGACCACUGCGAUGGGCCUAUCAGUCCAUCAAAACUUGCUGAAACUCGUCAACAGCAUGGACGCCUCGACUGACAUCAGCGUCAACUACGUCCUUCUCGACGAACAUCGCCGAGACACUCCCCCGAGACAUCCGACUUACCUGGAGAUGAUCAAGGUUCAAAAGAUUGAAGAGAUUUGGAAAUGGGAAAGCUUCCAGACGGCCAUCGAGACGCUGAACAGGAACAGCAACAAGAGAGGCAUCUCCAAAGCCGACAUCCUCAAGUACAUCGCCCAGAACUAUCAACUCGGAGAGAGCAUGCCUGAGGUAAUUCUUGUUUUAGAGAAUUAAUAAGUAUGGUUUGUAAAUUUUUGAAAAAAAAUAUCAUUUUUAACAGAGUUUUGGCUUGAAAAAGUCUGGAAUCAUUAAUUAUUUCCGGAAAUACCUGGAAAAAUUUUUAGUGGCCACUAUAGAGUUUUGACAUUUUGAUGGCGACUAUAGUAGUCAAAUUAAGGGCCACUUGAGGGGUUAAAAAUUAGUGGCCACUUUAGAGGUCAAUGGAUCAACAUGACUGGUCCAAUCUGUUAGUUUUAAAAUUAUCAGAGUUACUGGAAGGAAUACUGGAUGAAAAACUACUGAAGUGGCCACUAAAUAGAGAACCUCUUAGUGGCUAAUAAAACGGAAAAUAGUGGCCACUAUAGAGGUGGGUUUAGUGGCCACUUUAAUGUCCUCUCCAAGUAGUCCCUGGCGAGCCUCUAUAGUGGCAACUAAAAAUUUUCCCAGACAGAGAAAAAAAGAAGCUACAAGACUUAUUUUUACCCCGUUUCAGUUACUUGAAGUCAAUCGAAUGGGACUCAAAUUUAACUCUGUCUUCUGAAAAAUCUUUGAAAAUUGAAAAGCUUUCAUGUCCUUCAAACACAACUCAAAGCAAAUCUGGGUUAAAGAACCUCGGCAAACGCGCCACACUUCAAAAUUAAAAUAAAAUGAUUCCCCAACAUUCGCUAAAGCCUUCAAAACUCGUAGAGGAGUUUGUUUCCUUUUCCAGCCCUGAGGAUUCAAAAAAGAAAAAAACGCGUAUCUCUUCGAAAAGAUUUGGUAGGUUUUUUACAGGUAAACGGGUUAGUCCGUGACGUUCUUAACGAGUCCCUGGAGACUGGCGAAAUCGUACAGAUUCGCCGUAAUGCUUCCUGGUGCCAAGCACCGCUCUUUUGCACUUCUGAGAUUGAGAACGUGAGGCGUUUUUUGUUGAUUUUGUGUGGUUUGUCUUGUGAAAUGCAUUUUUUGUGUGUUGAGAUGGUAAAUUCAUAGUUGAGAAAUAAAAUAAGUAACAUUUCAAGUGAGCAAGGCGAUUUUUGAAAGACCUUUUUGAGCCCAUUCUUCGUCAGUUAGUUCUUUAAUCUUUUGUCUUUUUCUUCUCAUAUUAAUAUUUCUCAAAUCAUGAAAGAAAAGAGCCGCCACUAAAUCAUGCAACUGAGGUGUCAAAAAUAACCCAAAAAAGUGUCAGGAAAAAAUUAUCACUUCAACUUUUUUUUCACAGUAUUUAUGAGAACCAUCAAGUAUCUGUGAAACUUUCCGACUUUGCCUAUGGGAUUUUCGUCACCUGCGAAAAAAUAUAACACCUUCGUGUCUACAAUGUGUGUCUCAGUUAAUCAGAAGGUGUUUAUUGGUUCUCAAAAAUGCCAUUACAGAGGCGAAAGGUGAGAAUCCCUGAAACUGAGGCCGAUAUGGAGCGCAAGAAGAGCCUCCAACUCCAAAUUCCCAUUGAGAUUCCUCUCUUGAAGAAAAUCGUCAAUGAGGAAGUUACCACUGCUAAACGCAACAUCGGAACGAAAAAGACUCAGGUAAAGGCGUUAUUUGAAAAAGGACCGGUGAAAAAAAAAAUGGUUUUUCUGUUUUGCCAAUGAACAAAGCAGUAUUGAAGUUGACGUAUUUUUUUUUUUCAAAAUUUAGCUGUUUAUAAAUAUCCAAUCAUUUUUGAUAACCUUUAUUUUUGAGUUCAAAAACUAUUUCAAAUGUUUACUGUGUCUAGUAGAGCUUUUGAGCGACUUAAUUGUUAGUUAAGACGGCUCUUCGCUUCGAAAAAUUCCUGAAAAACUGCUUUAAAAACCUUGGCCAGCAUUUUUGAAUAGACAUUCUAAAUUUUUUUGAAUUCCUAGAAGACUUCGAGCCUUUGACCCAUUUCGGACAAACCUUAGCCGUUAAUUCUUAUGCAUUCGCGUAUUAAUUUACGAGAGUCGAUUCAGAAGAAAACUGGGCCCAAGAAACGUCCGGCGAUCACCAAAAAACGCUCCCAGCCGACGAAGAAAGCGCCUAACGCCAAGAGGGCCAAGAAAUCUUCGACCAAGGUCCCGCCUCCGACGAAAAUGAUCCUCCGCAGUACCUUCCGCUCGUAG